AUGCCGGAUACACAACUACAAGACGAGCAAAAGCUGUUCUCCCAGUGCAGGAUUUGUAUUAUCUGUUCAAACAUAAACGAACUUGAGAACACUGCCCAGCUAUCAGCUGCCAUCCAGAAUCAUGGGGGUGAGGUCACUCUCCACCGAUUACCGGCAUCGUUACCGUCCGUCCACGAAUUUACUCAUGUUGUGUCUUCCACCAUUGAUUUUCCUGGCCAUGAUGCAGCUUGCGACGCGUUGAUCCCAGUAGUCAAACCCCAAUGGGUGAAUGCGUCAAUUUCGAGAAACAAACUCGUAAACCCUCGAAAUUAUAACCCGGACCCAAGGCUCUUCCUAAAUGAUGUUGUUGUCUCUUGCGUGGAUAUUCCAGAGGGUGAUCAGGAUGCCAUUUUUGGGGCGGUUUUGGCGAUGGGAGGGCUUUCCAGCUACAAAAUUACACGCACCACAACGCAUCUGGUGGCUUUGUCCAUGGACUCUGACAAAUGCGCCAGUAUUUUGAAUAGAGGGCUAAAUAUCAAAAUAGUUCUUCCCCAUUGGUUUGAUGAUUGUAUUAAGUUAGGAAGGAGAAUCGACGAGCGUCCCUAUUUGUUGCCAGAUCCAGAGAUACUUCGUCUGCGCCAUAGCGCUCCUGUGCGAAUCACCGAAAAUAAAAAUAUUAUUGGCGCGUCAACACCUGAGCCAAAACUUCCCUCUCCUAAAUCAUUGCGCGAGGAAGUCCGGAGCGAUCUAAACGUUUUCGAGGGAAAGACUGUAAUGCUGUCGGAGGACCUAGAGAUUGCUGCGCGCCUUCGCAAUUGUCUUGAAGAUUUGAUUGUAGAGAGCGGUGGCCAUGUUACAAACAAUGUUCGACAGACCAACCUUUACAUUUGUCGCUAUCGUGAAGGGGAGGAGUACAGAGUGGCAUCAAGACUUGGCAAAGACGUGGGAAAUUUAUCUUGGCUCUUUCAUCUCAUAACACAUAAUUCGUGGAUCUCCCCGUUACGACGGCUCCUCCACUAUCCACUCUCUAGGCAUGGAAUCCCAGGAUUUGAUGGCUUCAAGAUCAGUCUGUCCAAUUACGCUGGGGAGGCGCGGAUAUAUCUGGAAAAUUUAAUCGCUGCUGCCGGUGCUGAGUGCACGAAAACACUAAAACAGGACAAUACCCACUUGAUCACGGCCCACGGCACAAGUGAAAAAUGCACCGCAGCAAAGGAGUGGAAUAUUCACGUUAUCAAUCACCUCUGGCUCGAAGAGAGCUACGCUAAGUGGCAGCUCCAAACAGUUACAGACCCUCGCUACACACAUUUCCCGCAUCGGACCAACCUAGGAGAAAUCGUUGGCCAAACUAAAAUUGAUCGGUUUGCCAUUGAAGAACAUUUCUUCCCCGAAGAUAUUGCGGUUCCGCAUGGGAAAGCCCCAUCCGCAGUCAUGCGCCCGAAGGAUAACAAUCUUUCAAGCAAUCGUGAUUCAGAAGUCUUAGAACCUAUCAAGGAAAAUACAACCCAUCCGGCUCGUACGAAAGGAACUCCCAGGGCAUCCAAACGCAACCAAUCUUUAAUCGGGGUUCGGGGCGCCCAUCUUCAGACCCCACGGGUUUCGAAAUUCAUUGCAGAAGGCAAGGAGAACGCUACCCCUUCAACGACGGGAAGUCGAAAAUCCAAAGAUGUAGCCGCGGCACGAUUACAAGAAAUUGCGCCAGAUAUCGCUCUAUACGAGAAGGAAAAAAAACGUGCUGGUGGGGUUAUUUAUGGUGGUCGCAGGAGGAGCGAUCCUAAUGAUAAAGUUAUUUCUCGCAAGAGGUCCAUAGAUCCGCAAGAUGAAACAGACGCCGAAGAUACAAAUGGUGUCAAAAAGCUGAAGCAGGCACCGGUUCCUAUUGUUAUGCAUCUUUUGCUCACUGGCUAUCGAAAAUGGGUGGGGGAUCUAAAAUCGGAGGAGUCAGACAGACGUAAACUACGCAAUCUAGGUAUCCAUAUUGUUCAAGACGCGAGUAAAUGUACACAUCUAGCCGCCCCUUCUGUCUUGCGAACGCAUAAAUUUGUCAAUGCCAUUGCCUACGCACCCGUUAUCCUCAAUGCAGAUUUCGUAGCCGCGUGCCUCGAGCAGAACCAAUUAUUGAACCCGAACGAAUUCCUUCUACGGGACCCUAGGUCUGAGAAGAAAUAUAACUUCUCAUUAGAGAAAGCUAGGCUUAAAGCGCUUGAAAACAAGAACCAACUGCUCGAUGGCAGGAUAAUAUACUGCGUUGAAACCAUUCCUGGUGGCUUUGACGCAUUCAAAUCCAUCAUCGAAACCAAUGGUGGCCAAUGUUUUCUGUUCCGUGGUCGAUCUGGUAUCACUUUGCCAAAUCGACGUCGCAGUGGUGAAAACAAGGAAAACGACGGGGCGCCAAGUUUUGAUGAAAUAUAUCUAAUCAGCGGCACUGAAAAAAACCACGUGAGAUUAUGGCCCAAGUUCAGGAACAUGGUGUUGAGUGCGAAGAAGAUUCCCAAGAUUGUUCGUCCGGAUUGGUUAUUGAAUAUUGCCAUGGCGCAGGAAUGGCGGAUGGACGAUUCUCUAGAACUGGUUGAAGAUGUUCAGAUGACCGACACUUAG
Histoplasma capsulatum G186AR is the source of this 2574-nucleotide messenger RNA. Its product is annotated as BRCT domain-containing protein. Gene Ontology annotation, cellular component: Cul8-RING ubiquitin ligase complex; nucleus. Bases 1 to 2574 code for a protein of 857 amino acids. Gene Ontology annotation, biological process: double-strand break repair; DNA double-strand break attachment to nuclear envelope. The record is from RefSeq and is a predicted model, not a curated record. The transcript is spliced from 4 exons. NCBI's taxonomy places the organism in Eukaryota, Fungi, Ascomycota, Eurotiomycetes, Onygenales, Ajellomycetaceae.